AUCUAUAAAACUAGAAGUGUCAUAUUGAAAGGGAAUCAAAGAAGGAACUCAUACUAUGUAUGAGGGUCACAAUUUGGUUCCUUACAAUAACCUAACAUUUCAAGAAUUUUUUGAAAAUGAAUUCUUCUGUGUUUCGAACAUAUAUUUGACUUGCUGGUUUUCCAUACUUGAUAAACGUCAAGGAACUUGGUUGUUACUUUAUCUUAUAUCAAGUUCCUUACCAUAAGUUUGUGAAGUAUGAAAAGUCAGUGAUUUUGUCUAAUUUAUCUUCUUUCAAGCUAAAUAAUGAUAAGGAACACAAACCUAUUGGACCUCAUUCAAUUGGAUUUGUGUGAAUCCUUUUAAAGUUGGGAUUGAAAGAGAUAUGUCUUGGUUAUAUUUGAUAAAUGUUAUUCAAUCACUUACCUUAGAAUGUAACAAAGAUUAUAUUUUUGUUAUCUUUUCUAUGAGGGAUUAAGUGAUUAAGUAGUAAUCAAAUGUUAUAUUACAGGUCUAACCAUGGAACCAAGUUCCUUUGAAGUUUAAUGAUUUGUGCAGGAAUAAAGUGUUGAUUACAAGCUCUCAAUGUUGAAAUCACUACAAAGUUAUCAAUGCUACUUGUUGCAUCAUAUACAAGGAAAUGGUUAGACCUUGGAGAAACAAGACACCCUUCAUUUGAAAAGGGAAGUUUGAUAACAGAAGUAGUAAGGUGGUGUUCUUAUGGUGCACCUCCACGUGUGAAACAUGUACAUGUUACAACAAGGUAUUAAUGUGCAUUGAGUGACUAUAAAUUUUAUGAAUCUAACAUGUUUAUUCCCAGCAUGCAGGUUUAAGAGAAUUUAGUGUAGAACUCAUUAGUUCCUUUGAAACUAGUGGAAUUUCUACAUAAGUAUGUCACUCUAUAAAGCAGCAUCAAUCAGCUACAUUGUCAUGUAGUUCCUUAAGCUCCAACGUAUCAUAAAGUAUUGGUUCCUUAAAGGAACUUAGAGCAUAUCUUGACCAAGGAACACAUGAAGCCUUUGAAUAAGGUGUAAAGGAAUUAGCUAAGGUACGGAACCAUGAACUUAUUCAGGAACACCAAAAAUCAUUUGAUAAGUGUUUAUGAAUAUAUAUGAGCAUAGAUCCUACAUCAAGGAACUUAGUCAGAUCAGGUUCGUAUUUUUAUAGCUAGAUAAUGAGUUGAUUGCAUAUCAUUUAUUUUGAUGCGUGCUUACAGGGGAAUCAAGUUGUUUUUAAUAGAUGUCUAAUAUGAAUUUCCUAAAUAUUCUAAUUAAGGAUGUCUAUGAGGAACAACCUUUAGGAUUUGAAAAUCCUAAAUCUUUUUUCCAUAUUUAUGAACCUAACAAAGCUCCUUAAGUGUUGAAGCAGGAUCAUAUUCAAUGGCAUAGGAGAUUAUUCAAGUUCCCUUUUUGAAGCUAAUCUGAAAGUUAAUUGUUUUAUUUUUAAGAGGAACUUAUUAAUUUAUUAGUUGUACAUACUUAUAUUGUUUCAGCAAGGGCUUUCUAACCUUGUAAAAUCAUGAUGGAGAACUCAAUUUCUCUUUGGAUCUGCAUCCAGAGAAAGGCAUGGUGGUCUAAUCGACAAAAAUACGACAAGGAACUUCCAAAGAAAGAUGGCCAGCGACAUCAAAGUCACUUAAUGAGUUUCAAGUCAAAAGUGAUUGUUUGCAUCAGAUGUGAGUGCAUCAAGAAGAUAGAACUAAUCCUUAAGGAACUCGUAACUUAGCCAUCAAAUUUCAGUCCAUCUUAAAUUGAUUUUGGAACAUGAUGAAACAUAACUUGAGGUAUGCCCUUUAAUACUCACAAUAUUGCAUAGUUGAUGUUUAAGGUGAAUGUAUUCAUUAAGGAACUUGCAAUAUGUUGUUUGAAUAUGAGGAAUAUUCUUAUUAUUCUUUUACCUAAUUAGAAAAUUAUGGACUGUUUCAAGGAAUAAGAACAUGUCUACGUCAGUGCUGAGGUCCAAACUUUUUAAUUAAUCAAGUGAAUUAAUCAUUGAGAUACGCAUAUCUUUUCGUAUAAUUUCAUACUCCAUUAUUAUUCAAAUUAUAUUUGCUUCAAAAAAAAUGGGUUUUAUAUAUGAAAUAUAUCCUUAACCACCUUUUCCAAGCAACAAAAUAAAAAAAUUUCAAGGAAAAAUGUCAAAGAUUAACGAAACCAAUGAAUGUUUGCACAUAGCAAUGUAUCCUUGGUUUGCUUUUGGACAUCUUACAUAUUUUCUUCACUUAGCUAACAAAUUUGCACAAAGAGGUCACAAAAUCUCAUUUUUUCUUCCUACCAAAACCCAACCUAAACUUUCCAUCCAUAACCAUCAUCCCAAUCUCAUUACCUUUAUACCUAUUAAUGUCCCACAUGUUGACGGGUUACCUUUUGGGGCCGAGACAACCAAUGAUGUGUCUUCUUCGUCCUAUCCACUCAUUAUGGACGCCAUGAACUUGACUCGGCCUGAUAUUGAUUCAAAACUUGGUCUUUUAAAGCCGGACUUCAUCUUUUUUGACUUUACUGAGUGGUUACCAGAUAUGGCUCGGAAGCACUCUGUAAAGUCUGUAUAUUAUUCAACUAUGUACGCGGUUAGUUUUGCUUAUCUUAGCCCAAUGGCUCGUAAAUUACCACCUAAGUACUGCUUCAAGGAGGCUGAUUUGGUCGAACCACCACCAGGUUUUCCAUGCUCGGCUAUAACAUUAAGACCCCGUGAGGCCCGUGAGUUGGCAUAUAUAUGUUCAAUUGAAUUUGGAGGGGUUCCCUUGUUACAAAAAAAUGCAACAAGUUUUAGAGAAUGUGAUGUUGUUGGUUCCAAGACUAGUUGGGAGAUGGAAGGACCUUAUUGUGAUUUCAUUAAGAAACAAAUUAAUAAACCAGUACUUCUAACGGGACCUAUGGUGCCUGAACCGCCGUCGUCUAAGCUUGAUGAUUCCUUGGAUUGUUGGUUAAAGGGUUUUGGUCAUGGUAGAGUCUUGUAUUGUGCACUUGGAAGUGAAUGUGUUCUUAAGAUGGAUCAAUUUCAAGAGCUUGUUUUGGGGCUUGAACUCACUGGUAGGCCAUUUUUAGCAGCAUUACGACCACCUAGCGGAUGCGAAACAAUUGAGCAAGCCUUGCCGGAAGGAUACAUGGAAAAAGUCAAAGGUCGAGGAAUAAUUCAUAGUGGUUGGGUGCAACAACAACUGAUCUUGCACCAUCCUUCCGUAGGGUGUUUCGUGACACAUUGUGGGGCGGGAUCAUUAUCCGAAGCCAUUUUAAGUGAGUGUCAAUUAGUGUUGAUACCUCAAGCAGUAGAUCAAUUUGUGAAUGCAAGAAUGAUGAGCCUCGACUUGAAAGUAGGGGUUGAAGUAGAUAAGGGAGAAGAUGAUGGAUUUUUCACCAAACAAACCGUUUUCGAAGCAAUUGAGAUGGUAAUGAAGCCAGAAAGUGUAGUAGGGAAAGAGGUGAGGGACAAUCAUACUAAAUUGAGAAAUCUGUUAUCAAAGGAAGGGCUUGAGGACUCCUAUAUCGAUAAGUUUGUUCAAAGUCUACAAGAUUUGGUUUGAGUUCGGCUUUGUAAUGUAUCAUAAUAAAGUCUCGUGUUUUCAAA
Molecule: messenger RNA, 3543 nt
Organism: Chenopodium quinoa (quinoa)
Lineage: Eukaryota; Viridiplantae; Streptophyta; Magnoliopsida; Caryophyllales; Amaranthaceae
Product: UDP-glycosyltransferase 79B30-like
Exons: 2
Coding region: 2114-3499 (461 amino acids)
Molecular function (GO): UDP-glycosyltransferase activity
Source: RefSeq, a predicted model, not a curated record